UUCGUGUCACAGGCAUCAUCACAGCGGCAGACAUUUGGCAAGGCAGGCAGCGGACUGCGGGUGUGUGGCUGGUCUGGCGGCAUCGGGAAAAGAUAGGGCUUUUUUGUGUGAUUACCGCAGUGUUGUUCUUUUUCUCUGCCGCUUCCGGGCUGUAGAGUGGAUAGCAGCUCAAGGCAAAUGUGAUGGUGAUGCUGAGUACGCGUAUCUGAUUUGACUAGAUCGAGGCCAGGGGGAUCUGUAACAGCGUGGCGGUAGGAUAGAGGGAGGGAGAGCGAAAGAAACGGGUCUGUCCGUGACUGUGUCCGUCUGUCGCGCGCUCCGUGGUUGUGAAUGGACUGCUCCCUCUGUUAUUCUCUGCAGUCACAUUGAGCCGUUUUUGGAGGAAGAUGGCGGACAGGGCUGAGAUGUUUUCCCUCUCCACCUUCCACUCCCUCACUCCUCCAGGCUGCAGACCUUCCCAUGACAUUAGUCUCGAGGAGUUUGAUGAUGAGGAUCUGUCUGAAAUCACAGACGACUGUGGAAUAGGACUCAACUAUGACUCUGAUCCCUAUGAAAAGGACUGUCUGAUUCUGGAGAAGAGCGAUAUGCACCACCCGGUCUGCUCCUUCCAGGACGACUUCCAGGAGUUUGAGAUGAUCGAUGACGAGGAUGAGGAGGAUGAGGAAGAGGAAGAUGAAGACGAGGUGGAUCCUGACGCUCCUCCCUCCCCCACCGCUUCCCCUCCUUCUUCCCCCACCCUUGGCACGUUGAAGAGCCGGCCCACCACCCUCAACCUCACCACCACUGUCUCACAGGACUCACUGAACAACAACAGCAGUCUUUCUCCAAAGAAGGGCAGCUGGCAGGACUCUCUACGCAACCCUACCUCACAGGGCCGUCUGUCUCCAACCCACUCUUGUCUGGAGGAUGGGAGUCACGUGAUGGGCCAAUGCCCCUCCCAACCAGCCCCCCCAGGCCCCAGGGUCCCAGAGCAAAGGUACUCCCCCCAAACAGGCAGGGGAGGGCGCCUACCCCCAGUCCCCUCGCAGGCCCCUCCUUUGCGACAUGGAAGGCAACAGACGGGAGAGGCCUGCUCCUUCGGUCAACACAAGUCUCACCCAGGCUCUAAUGAGGUCAUUACCUCCUCAGCUGACCCUCUGAUCUUCAGAGUUCCAUCCCUGGAUGACCAAUCCCAAUGCUCUGACACUGAGGUUGACCACGACCUCAACAGCGCUGACCACAACCACAAACUUUCACGGUCUUGCACGUCCACCCAGCGACGUGCCACCGACACCUACACGGUCACCACUGAGUCAGGCCUAGACCCGGAACUGGAAAACGAUCCAGACGGGACCAGCCGAUGCCUGUCCUCCACUGCUCCCAUUGGGGGGAAUGACGGAGCUGACACCCCUCUGUCAGAUGAGGAGCUGGAGAAAGAUUUUGACGUAGAGUUUAUGUGUAAGGAGACUUAUGAUAUGGUGUGUAAGGAGAACCAGAGCUCAGUCUAUGUUGAGUUCCCCUCCAUCGAGCCCUCUGAGCUGGCUUCCUUCUCCAGCUACAUGUCAUCAAGCCGCUCUGAUGUUCUCGACCAAUCCCGAAGCACUAAUCAGAGCCAGCGUCCAGGUUCAGCUAUUGAGGUGGCCAAUGACUCCAACUCUCCAUCCUCGGACCCGGGCAUUGCUGACAUGAACGCCAAGCGGUGCUACACCACCUCAGACCAAGACCAGGACCUGAGCUCUCCCGGGUCAGACUCAGACAUCGAAGGGGAGCUUGAGGCAGCAUUCGCCUGCGGAGGACCCCUGGUCUCCAACAUGAUCUCUUCCAUCUCAGAGACAGAGCUGGACCUGACCAGUGAUGACAGUAGUAGUGGACGCUCCUCCCACCUCACCAACUCCAUCGAGGAGGCCAGUUCACCCACCUCCGACCAGGAACUGGACCCAGACACCGAGUUAGAACAGGACAGUGGAAUUGUGGGAAUGAAGGUAUCACUCCUCCUUGGCCAGCCCGACCCCAUCAAAGAGGACUCACCCUUACCCUCACCUUCACAACUUUUCUCCUCAACCCUGGCCACACCCUCCCCUGCUGACUCCCUCGUCCUACCUCCAGAGCCCUAUGAUGACGGCCAGGCUCUGAUGGGCCUACAAAGUGUAGAUGAUGAUGAUGAUAAUGACUUGCCCUAUGAGCACCAGGCCGACCCAGAUGAGACCCUGCCCCCAGCCCAGCACUGUGAGGACAGCAUGUCCAGACAGAUGGUCCUCCAGAUAGAACCAGACCACAGCCUGGAGAGCUUCAAACGCUCCUUCUACCUGCCAGUAGGACCAAGACUCAUACCCACCCAUGCUGAUGACUACGAUGGGAACAGUGAGGGAGGGUCUGAGUCUGAGAGCGAGGAUGAGCUGAGCGAGAAUUCAGACUCACCUUGGUUGCUAAGCAACCUGGUGAACAAGAUGAUCUCGGAGGGGUCUUAUCCAAUUAGCUGUCCUGAGGACUGUUUCAAGAGGUCAGUGUCCAUCUCGGACACCAUCUCACCCUCCUCGGACAUCGAGCCAGACGCGUUCACCGAAUCCACGGACAAACAAAUGCAGAAAUCUGGGACGAAGAGAUCGGAGGAGGAGGAUAAAGAAGGGACAGGCCUGAGGAAGGAAGGGAAUGAUAGAGAUAAGAGGGAGAAGAGUGCAGAGCCACCCAAAGGGAAUGCAGGGAAAGCAAACAAAAGAUUUGGCUCCUGUCUGUACAUGAACAAUCCUACAGCUGACACCAUCAGACCGGUGAUCGUGGAGCGCUAUGGCAACAGGAUAUCCACAGACAACAACCACACUCAGGACUCUGAGAAAGACACCAGCCCUAAAUCUGGCAAAAACACCAAGAAGAAGGAUGAGGAAAUUGAUGUUAUUGUGGAGCCUGAUAACGACCUGAUGAUGCUGGAGGGGAGGAAGGAACUGGACUCUCCCAGUUUGAGUGACAGCGUAGUGAGUGACAAGGACGAAGGUCGCGAGAUGGAGGCCAAGCCCACCGGACGCUCUACGGCCUCCCUGGAACGCAUCACCACGGUCAAACACAGCAUGACGCUGAACAUCCCUACUGCCCAGACCAACCGAUGCUUCAGCCUCACCUACUCCACCGACAACGAUGAGGAAGAGGAGGAGGAAGAGGAAGGAGACUGCUCCCCGUUCCUGAGCUGCCUGAGGAAGCAGUCAUCCUAUCGUGGCAGCAAUCAAUAUCUGGACAGCUCCCCGCCUAUCGAUGAGAGCGUCCGGGACCUCCCCCUGUCAAAGCAGGACCCACCCCUGUGUGUGAGGGACCUCCCCCUUCAGGCCCUGCGGUCCAGCCCAGAUGAUGAUGGUCUGGCGUAUGACUCCAUGAAGUACACUCUGGUGGUGGAUGAGAACACUACACUGGAGCUGGUCAGCCUCAGGCGAUGUACCUCAGUGCUGAGUGACGACAGUGAGCUGUCUACACUGUGUGAUGAUGACCCUCUUGGGACGGGGGAGGUGGGAAACGGACAGGGGAAUGGAGGGGUGCGGCCAGAACUCCAGAGCUCGUCAGAAGACUCCUCCCCUGAGGCUGACAUGCAUUUCUCCAAGAAGUUCCUCAAUGUGUUUGUCAACAGCACCUCUCGAUCCUCCAGCACAGAGUCGUUUGGGCUGUUCUCCUGUACCAUCAAUGGAGAAGAGCGGGACCAGACACACAGGGCUGUCUACAGGUUUAUCCCCAGACAUGUGGAUGAGUUGGAGCUGGAUGUGGACGACCCUCUAUAUGUCGAGGAAGAGGAGGAUGACUACUGGUACAGAGGCUACAACAUGCGGACGGGAGAGAGGGGGAUAUUCCCAGCCUUCUACGCCCAUGAGGUCAUAGGGCAGUCCAAGGAGAUAAUGGGAAUGAAGAGGAACCCAGCCUGGAUGGACAGUUUCAGUGUUCAGUUCCUGGGUUCUGUGGAGGUGCCCUAUCACCAAGGCAAUGGCAUCCUCUGUGCUGCCAUGCAAAAGAUUGCGAUAGCGAGGAAGCGGACGGUCCAUUUGCGGCCCCCCUCUCUGUGUGAGCUGGAGAUCAGUCUACAAGGGGUUAAACUGGUGAUGAGCAUGGAGGAUGAAUACGACACUAUGGAUGAGUUUGACAGAUGUAGUCACUUCUUCCAGAUGAAGAACAUCUCUUUCUGUGGAUGCCAUCCAAAAAACAAUUGCUACUUUGGCUUCAUCACUAAGCACCCCAUGCUGAACAGGUUUGCCUGCCACGUCUUCGUCUCCCAGGAGUCAAUGCGGCGUGUGGCCGAGAGUGUUGGACGGGCUUUCCAGGAGUAUUACCAGGAGCACCUGGAGUAUGCCUGCCCCACCGAAGACAUCUACCUGGAGUAGAGCAGGCAGGAAGCAGGAAAUGUUGCCAUGACAACAGUCUUCUCUUCUUCCUGCUGCUGCUUGUAUGUUUAUCAAUUUCAAUCACCAGAGGGCGCUGGUGGGUCUUCUCUCCAUUGGAAAAAAUACCCCUAUAUCUCUCUGAAACUGAAAUGUUCAUUUCAGUUCUACAGUAUGCUAUGUGUUUUAUUUAUUGAUUCAUUUGUUUGUUUAUUUUCCCUCUUCUAGAUGGAUUGCCUGUUUAUUUUACCUUUUGUUUUCUAUGAUACAGUUAUAGGAAUAAGGGUCUUGGCACCUGUUAUUUUAGAUAUGACGUAUUAUAUUCCUACUACUGCUAUUUCACAUGUUUGAAUGCAUGGUUAGGAGGGUAAUGCACACACAGAGCUAUUAGGACACAAAACCAGCUAAACAUUGAAUAGGACCUGGAUCAUAUAUGGUCAGAUAUGGUUUGGUGUAAAUAUACACUACCGUUCAAAAGCUUGGGGUCACUUGUUUUUGAAAGAAAAGCACAUUUUUUGUCCAUUAAAAUAAAACAAAUUUGAUCAGAAAUACAGUGUAGAC
Oncorhynchus gorbuscha (pink salmon) is the source of this 4889-nucleotide messenger RNA. It is a transcript of the gene mapk8ip2, whose product is annotated as mitogen-activated protein kinase 8 interacting protein 2. Gene Ontology annotation, biological process: regulation of JNK cascade. Gene Ontology annotation, molecular function: protein binding. The coding region runs from base 387 to 4331 and encodes 1314 amino acids. The transcript has 14 exons. Gene Ontology annotation, cellular component: cytoplasm. The record is from RefSeq and is a predicted model, not a curated record. Lineage: Eukaryota; Metazoa; Chordata; Actinopteri; Salmoniformes; Salmonidae.